ACAGCAGCGUCAGGGAUGGAAUUCCGAGGAACAAAAAGAGCACCACCGCCCUCACUGUGGGCAUGCCUCGGGGCGGGAGGGCGGGCGUGUGCAUGCACCUGCACCAGGCUUAUAUUUGGCACUCUCUACCCUGCGUAUUACUCUUACAAAGCUGUAAAAUCGAAGGAUAUUAAAGAAUAUGUGAAAUGGAUGAUGUAUUGGAUCAUAUUUGCAGUCUUCACAACAGUAGAGACGUUUACGGACAUUUUUCUUUGCUGGUUUCCAUUUUAUUAUGAACUCAAAAUAGCUUUUGUAGCUUGGCUGUUGUCUCCGUACACAAAGGGCUCCAGCCUGCUAUACAGGAAGUUUGUGCACCCAACACUGUCCUCAAAAGAGAAGGAAAUUGAUGACUGCUUAAUCCAAGCAAAAGAUCGAAGUUAUGAUGCCCUGGUGCAUUUUGGGAAACGGGGAUUGAAUGUUGCAGCAACAGCUGCUGUGAUGGCAGCUUCCAAGGGCCAGGGAGCUCUGUCAGAGAGGCUCCGAAGUUUCAGCAUGCAAGACCUCACCACAAUCAGAGGAGAGAACAGCCACACUGUGAUCCCGCCUCCUCCUCCUCCUCCUGCUCAAACGGUGUCUGUACGAAAAAGCAGCAAGCAGAGCCAGCCCAAAACAUCCAGAACUGCAUCGGAAAGUACUGUAUGUUCAGCGUGUGCAUGUUGUUUGAAGUACCAGAUCACCCCAGUGGUUCAACUAGAGAGUGAGGCAGAGAGUGCAGUUGCAUCUGAGGAGAACAGUGAAUCAACUGAAGUCAUGUUCUCAUGUGAUGAAAACUCUUUUGAAUGUGCGUCCAAGACUGAAAGACCUAAAAAGGAUGAAGUCAUUGAGGCACCACCCAGAAGCCUUAGGCCUCGCUUCCGGAAGAAAAGUACCUCACCACGUACCGCUGAAGCCAUGUGAUGAGCAAGUAGCAUCAACAGAAUAUCCCUCUUCUGCCUUAAAGAUCUAUUUAAUUAAUAAUGUCGAGAGAGCAGUGGUGGGGUGGGCGGGUGUUUGAUGAUACAGCACUGUAGACUUGGCUUUUAUCGCUUCCUGUUUUCUGUUGUGUGCGCCAUCUGCAAAUGCUGCACGACACGGUCAGAACAACCGAGAAGGCAGCGGCCAUCCUGGAGCAUCCCCACUUCCUGCUGUUCCCCGCAUUUUUUAAUUUUUAAUGUAAAAAAAUCCUGAAUUCAUUUGAGUACACAGACAACGAAAACCUGAAUGUCCAUUUCUGUUACCUUGUUUGUUGUUGUGCGUACUGCCAAUUAAUCAUUUUGCUGGAAAAGUGGGGUGAGAACAAAGCCGAAGAGACAUAGCAACAAAAAAAUAAAUGAACUAUUGCAACAU
Messenger RNA from Gekko japonicus, 1365 nucleotides. RefSeq names its product receptor accessory protein 1 (gene REEP1). Gene Ontology annotation, molecular function: microtubule binding. The transcript has 9 exons. NCBI's taxonomy places the organism in Eukaryota, Metazoa, Chordata, Lepidosauria, Squamata, Gekkonidae. Bases 16 to 936 code for a protein of 306 amino acids. Gene Ontology annotation, cellular component: cytoplasmic microtubule; endoplasmic reticulum tubular network; endoplasmic reticulum membrane. The record is from RefSeq and is a predicted model, not a curated record. Gene Ontology annotation, biological process: endoplasmic reticulum tubular network organization.